AUGGGAGGCUUUGCGAACGAGAGCGCUGUCAGCAACGCCAGCGGAGCCCCGUCCUCUGCACCCUGCCACCGGGACACCGCUGUCACCCACCUGCUCUUCCCCGUCCUGUACACCCUCGUCUUCCUCCUGGGGCUCGUGCUGAACAGCCUGGCCUGCUGGGCUUUCUUCCAUAUCCCCAGCACGUCAACUUUCAUUGUCUACCUGAAAAAUAUCCUAGUUUCCGAUUUUAUAAUGACCCUGAUGCUUCCUCUGAAAAUCCUGACGGACUCUGGCCUGGGACCAUGGCAGCUCAAAGCCUUCGUCUGCCGCUUCUCAGCCGUGGUGUUGUACGACACCAUGUACAUUAGCAUAGUGCUGCUUGGCCUCAUUGCUUUUGACAGAUUCCUCAAGAUCGUCAGACCUUUUGGGAAGUUCUGGGUGCAAAACCUGACCUCAGCAAAGGUCCUCGCGGGUCUGGUCUGGCUCUUCUUCCUCCUCCUCUCCCUGCCCAACAUGAUCUUGUCCAACAAGAAGGCGACACCCCAAUCUGUGCGGAAGUGCGCCUCUUUGAAGAGCUACCUGGGACUCAAAUGGCACGAGGCCGUCAACUACAUCUGUCAGUUCGUCUUCUGGACUGUCCUCAUCCUCAUGCUUCUCUUUUACACCAUUAUUGCCAAGAAGGUAUACGAGUCGUACGUAAAAACACAGAAGAAAGACAGCAAGAGCGAAAAAAGGAUCAAGGGGAAAGUAUUCAUCAUUUUUACCGUCUUUUUCUUAUGCUUUGCACCCUUUCAUUUCAGAAGGGUUACCUACACGCUGAGCCAAACCACCCCCCGCAUGGGCUGCCGCCUGCAGAACCAGCUCUUUGUCGCCAAGGAGAGCACCCUGUGGCUGGCGACCACCAACGUCUGCAUGGACCCCCUGAUAUACCUGUUCCUGUGCAAACCCUUUGUGGAGAAGGUGUUAUGCAGGAGAGUAAAGACAUUCCAGAAAGCGGUUCAUACAAACCCAAAAACCGAACUGGACACACGGAUGUCUCCUACUGAAUCUUGA
Pterocles gutturalis (yellow-throated sandgrouse) is the source of this 1032-nucleotide messenger RNA. It is a transcript of the gene P2RY13, whose product is annotated as purinergic receptor P2Y, G-protein coupled, 13. Gene Ontology annotation, biological process: G protein-coupled receptor signaling pathway; negative regulation of adenylate cyclase activity. The record is from RefSeq and is a predicted model, not a curated record. The transcript has a single exon. Gene Ontology annotation, cellular component: membrane. Gene Ontology annotation, molecular function: G protein-coupled purinergic nucleotide receptor activity. NCBI's taxonomy places the organism in Eukaryota, Metazoa, Chordata, Aves, Pterocliformes, Pteroclidae. Bases 1 to 1032 code for a protein of 343 amino acids.